Molecule: messenger RNA, 4159 nt
Organism: Cheilinus undulatus (humphead wrasse)
Lineage: Eukaryota; Metazoa; Chordata; Actinopteri; Labriformes; Labridae
Product: NLR family CARD domain-containing protein 3-like
Exons: 9
Coding region: 196-2946 (916 amino acids)
Molecular function (GO): protein binding
Source: RefSeq, a predicted model, not a curated record
GCCUGUUUCAUGGUGAUAAGCAGACUGGAAUUUGCUGUUAAUGGGAGCUUUUACUUCUACUUUCUCCUGUCAUGUUAUUUUUCUUUGUGUAGACGUUUUGCUGAACAACAAAGUCUUUGAGACUGGAUGUGACAUAAGCAGCUGAACUACGUCACUGCUGUUGAGAGCAGAUCUCCCUGCAGGGGGCGCACUGCUAUGAAACGUUCUGAGGACAUGGAGGAGGGAGUCCCUCCUAAAAUCUCUCGAUAUGGGGAACACGAAGCUCAGAGAGAUCAGCAGGAGGGCACAGAGGCUCACAGUGAUCAGUCAGUCCAGCAGCAUCAAGCUGACCUGGACUCAACAUUUAAGCCACUGGAGAAGAACAUUCUCAUCUUUGUGAAUAAUGAGCUGAACAGAGUCCAGAAGAUUCUGAGCCCAAGUUACCCAGCAGGCUUGGAGAGUCAGAGUGAGGUUGAGGAGGUUUUGGAGGAGGAAGAUGAAGAGCAGAAACCCAGCAGAGAUGCUUUUAUGAAGAUCACACUGGACUUUCUUGGGAGAAUGAAACAGAAGGAGCUGGCUGACCGUCUGCGAGGCAGAACUUAUGAUGCAGUGUGCCAACAUCAACUAAAGUCUAGCCUGAGGGAGAAGUUCCAGUGUGUGUUAGAAGGUCUUGCUAAAGCAGGAAAUCAAACCCUUUUAAAUCAGAUCUACACAGAGCUCUACAUUACUGAGGGGACUGGAGAAGUAAACGAUGAACACGAGGUCAGACAAAUCGAAACAACAUCCAGGAAACUGCACCGACCAGAUAAGGCAAUCAGUUGUGAAGAAAUCUUUAAAGUCUUACCUGGAGGAGAUGAACCAGCCAGAACAGUGAUGACAAAGGGCGUGGCUGGCAUUGGGAAAACAGUCUUAACACAGAAGUUUACUCUGGACUGGGCUGAAGGCAAAGCCAACCAGGACAUCCAGUUCACAUUUCCAUUCACUUUCAGAGAGCUGAAUGUGCUGAAAGAGAAAAAGUUCAGCUUGGUUGAACUUCUUCAUUGUUUCUUUAUUGAAACCAAAGAAUCAGGAAUCUGCAGGUUUGAAGAAUUCCAGGUUUUGUUCAUCUUUGAUGGUCUGGAUGAGUGUCGACUCCCUCUGGACUUCCACAACAAUGAGAUCCUGACUGAUGUUACCCGGUCGGUACCAGUGGAUGUGCUGCUGACAAACCUCAUCAGGGGAAAACUGCUUCCAUCUGCUCGUCUCUGGAUAACCACAAGACCUGCAGCAGCCAGUCAGAUCCCUCCUGAGUGUGUUGACAUGGUGACAGAGGUCAGAGGGUUCACUGACCCACACAAGGUGGAGUACUUCAGGAAGAAAUUCACUGAUGAGGAUCAGGCCGACAGAAUCAUCUCUCACAUCAAAACAUCUAGAAGCCUCCACAUCAUGUGCCACAUCCCGGUCUUCUGCUGGAUCACUGCUACAGUUCUGGAGGAUGAGUUGAAGACCAGAGAGGGAGGAGAGCUGCCCAGGACCCUGACUGAGAUGUACAUCCACUUCCUGGUGGUUCAGUCCAAACUGAAGAGCAUCAAGUAUGAUGGAGGAGCUGAGAUUGAUCCACACUGGAAUCCAGAGACCAGGAAGACGAUCGAGUCUCUGGGUAAGCUGGCUUUUGAGCAGCUGCAGAAAGGGAACCUGAUCUUCUAUGAACCAGACCUUAUGGACUGUGGCAUCGAUAUCAGAGCAGCCUCAGUGUACUCAGGAGUGUUCACACAGAUCUUUAUAGAAGACAGAGGAGUCUACCCAGACAAGGUGUUCAGCUUCAUCCAUCUGAGUGUUCAGGAGUUUCUGGCUGCUUUUCAUGUUCACCUGACCUUCCUCAGUACUGGAGUCAAUCUGAUGGCAGAAGAACAAACAACCUCACUGAUGUCAAGAAACUCUAGACCUGCAGAGACAAGUCUCUACCAAAACGCUGUGGACAAGGCCUUACAGAGUCCAAAUGGACACCUGGACCUGUUCCUCCGCUUCCUCCUUGGUCUUUCACUAGAGACCAGUCAGAAUCUCCUACGAGGUCUGCUUUAUGAUACAGGAAGUUCAGUGCCAUCAGAAUCAGGAAGUAGCUCACAGACCAAAACAGAAACCGUCCAGUACAUCAAGACAAAACUCAGUGAGAAUCUGUCUAUAGAGAAAAGCAUCAAUCUGUUCCACUGUCUGAAUGAACUGAAUGAAUGUUUUCUAGUGGAGGAUAUCCAGUGGUCAUUGAGAUAUGGGGGUCUCUCUCCUGAUAAACUGUCUCCUGCUCAGUGGUCAGCUCUGGUCUUCAUCUUACUGUCAUCAGAAAAUGACCUGGAUGUGUUUGACCUGAAGAAAUACUCUGCUUCAGAGGAGGCUCUUCUGAAGCUACUGCCAGUGAUCAAAGCCUCCAACAAAGCUCUGCUGAGUGGCUGUAGUCUCUCAAAGAAAAGCUGUGAAGCUCUGUCCACAGUCCUCAGCUCUCAGUCCUGUAGUCUGAGAGAACUGGACCUGAGCGACAACAACCUGCAGAAUACAGGAGCAAAGUUUCUGUCCUAUGGACUGAGGAGUCCACACUGCAGACUACUAGUUUUAAGGCUUAGUGGCUGUAACCUCUCAGAGAAAAGCUGUGGAGCUCUUUCCUUUGCCAUCAGCUUCCGGUUCUCUCAUCUAAGAGAACUGGACCUGAGUGACAACAGCCUGCAGGAUUCAGGAGUUAGGCUACUUUCUGAUGGACUGAAGAUAAAGUACUUCACACUGGAAACACUCAGUUUGUCAGGCUGUCUGAUCACAGAGGAAGGCUGUGCAUCUCUGGCCUCAGCUCUGAGCUCCUGUCAUCUAAAAAAGCUGGAUUUGAGCUACAAUCAUCCCGGAGAAAAAGGAAAGGCGCUGCUGUCGGCUCUACGUGACGAUCCACACUGCAGACUAGAGACACUGAGUGUCCUACAAACAUCCAUUUCAUCCAGGCAGAUCUGACUGCCACUUGAUGUAACCCUGAAUUCAGCCAGUUUAUCAGUAAACAUGAAUCAAAUCCCAGGUAAAACUAAUUUAACUCAUCUGCAAGGACAGAGUCAGACUUAUCAAGAUUGAAACCACCUCAUUUUUUGUCCUGAAUGUCCACAUGGACUUAAUUCCUAUCCAUGCACUGUGAGAAUUGCCACUCAUAUGUUCAGCCUCUACCUUAUCUCAUUCUCAUUUUGGCCUGCUUUAUCCCCUUUUCACAAAUUUUUGAGCCACUUUAUAUUGAUUUAUAUCACCCCGGUGAAAAGCUAAUUUUUUUCUAAUUUAAAGCAGGCUUCAGUGACUUACUAACCCAUGGUUUGUUAUUCGGAUACAGUAGGAUAGUCAUCCUGGGAAUAAUCAUGUUUUCACAGAAGGCUGACAUAGCUUGACACAGUGGAAGUUAAUUCAUCCAAGUCACCACAAAAAUCCUUGAAGACUUCCCAGUCAGUACAAUCCCUACAUGGUAAAUGUCAGUCAUGGCCUGAUCUCUUGUACAUAAUAGCAUGUCUCCUUGUCAUCCUGCCACAUACUGUUGAGUAGUACUAACUCGUAGUUCAACAAUUCAGUAUUACAGAUCUGAUGACACUCUGGUGAGGAUGUACGUAGCCCUUCUGCUGUGCUGUAGUACACUGCACCAUUUACCAACACCUGGCAGUGGCUUCACACCUGCAGUUGCAACACAUCCGACAUACACCAGGUGUGAGGGCCCUUCAGUGCUUCUUGCAGCCGUAGUCUGUUCUUAAUUUCUGUAGAUGGCCCCAUGGUGUGUUGCUUUUUGAGAUCAUUUAGGCUACUUCACUUUGUCAUACAGGUUCUAUUUAAGGGAUGUCUGGAUUCAACAAGACCUGCUGUCAUCAGGCCUGGAUGUGUAUAGGGAAAUUGAACUCAAUGUUCCAAAAAUAUGGUGAAUCACAGUUAAUUUGUGAUUUAACAACUAGGGCCUGGUAGGUUUGGAGAACUCAAAAAAUGAAAUUGGCAUUUAAAAACAGACUAUUGUAUGUGCCGAGGCUAUCUUUGCCUUAUCUUAAAAACUGUUUGAUCUGCUGAAACAUUUAAGAAAAAUAUACAAAAAGAAAAUCAGGAAGGGUUAAGCACUACAUAUGUAACAGAGUGGAUGGAUAGUCCCUUCACUAAAAGAACCAUGGUUACAUGCUGUAGCCUUAUAUUAUCAACAGGAAGAUCUGUG